AUGUCAGGGGAGGAGGAGUUUUAUCUGUUCAAGAACAUCUCGUUGGUGGGGCCGUGGGAUGGCCCUCAGUACCACAUUGCGCCCGCCUGGGCCUUCCACCUCCAGGCAGCCUUCAUGGGCUUCGUGCUCUUCGCAGGGACGCCGCUCAAUGCCACUGUGCUGGUGGCCACUCUGCGCUACAGGAAGUUGCGGCAGCCACUCAACUAUAUUCUGGUCAACGUGUCCCUGGGGGGUUUCCUCUUCUGCAUCUUCUCUGUCCUCACCGUCUUCAUCGCCAGCUGUAAGGGCUAUUUCAUCUUUGGUCGCCAUGUUUGUGCCUUGGAGGCCUUCCUGGGCUCUGCGGCAGGUCUGGUGACAGGCUGGUCACUGGCCUUCCUGGCCUUUGAGCGCUACAUCAUCAUCUGUAAGCCCUUCGGCAACUUCCGCUUCAGCUCCAAGCACGCACUGAUGGUGGUCCUGGCUACCUGGGUCAUCGGUGUUGGCGUCUCCAUCCCACCCUUCUUUGGCUGGAGCCGGUUCAUCCCCGAGGGCCUGCAGUGUUCGUGUGGUCCCGACUGGUACACCGUGGGCACCAAAUACUGCAGCGAGUACUACACCUGGUUCCUCUUCAUCUUCUGCUUCAUUGUGCCUCUCUCCCUCAUCUGCUUCUCCUACUCUCAGUUGUUGGGGGCUCUCAGAGCUGUUGCAGCUCAGCAGCAAGAGUCAGCUUCGACCCAGAAGGCUGAGCGGGAGGUGAGCCGCAUGGUGGUGGUGAUGGUGGGAUCCUUUUGUCUCUGUUAUGUGCCCUAUGCUGCCCUGGCCAUGUACAUGGUCAACAACCGUAACCACGGGCUGGACUUACGGCUCGUCACCAUCCCUGCCUUCUUCUCCAAGAGUGCUUGUGUCUACAAUCCCAUCAUCUACUGCUUCAUGAACAAGCAGUUCCGAGCUUGCAUCAUGGAGAUGGUGUGUGGAAAGGCCAUGACAGACGAGUCUGACAUGUCCAGCUCCCAGAAAACGGAAGUGUCUACUCUCUCUUCUAGCCAAGUUGGUCCCAACUAA
Condylura cristata (star-nosed mole) is the source of this 1041-nucleotide messenger RNA. It is a transcript of the gene OPN1SW, whose product is annotated as opsin 1 (cone pigments), short-wave-sensitive. Bases 1 to 1041 code for a protein of 346 amino acids. Gene Ontology annotation, cellular component: photoreceptor outer segment; membrane. Gene Ontology annotation, molecular function: G protein-coupled receptor activity. The record is from RefSeq and is a predicted model, not a curated record. Lineage: Eukaryota; Metazoa; Chordata; Mammalia; Eulipotyphla; Talpidae. Gene Ontology annotation, biological process: visual perception; G protein-coupled receptor signaling pathway; phototransduction. The transcript is spliced from 5 exons.